AAAUUGAAAGAGAGGGAUCAAAAUGUAGACUUUAUCCUUAAAGGAUUUGGAUAGAAAUGUUACAAAUUAUCGGACAUUAGGAAGGAUAAAAAGGAUAUCACGUGGCGCCGGCGCGUUUGACUAAACGAAAUCGAAAUGUUGCUACGUAAAACGGGUUGCGGUACAUACAGGCGCGGCGCGGAGCGACGCGGCAUCGCGACGCCAAGAUAGAACAUGGUGAACAGGGUGAACAGGGUGUUGUGGUGCAUCAAUUGCGGCAAUUCGAACCUCGCUCGAUAACUCGACAACUAAAUGUUCCUCCAUCCUACCAGAGGACGAGUUUACGCGUUGCGUCAAAACGUUUCAAUUCACUUUGGUUAGCAAGUUGUAAGCAGCAACAGAGCAAGCAGCAACUACUUAGCGUUUUCUUCAAAAACUCAUCGUGUUACCAACUUGGUAUUAAUGUUCCUCCUGCUGCUGCUGCUGCUGCUGCUGUUGCUGCGGUAAUUUGGUAGUGGUGGGAGCAAGCUCUGGUUUUAUUUCUGUCUUCUGCGACGUGCACAUAUAACUAAACCGUAAGGAAAGACAAGAAUUGUGUGAAUCAAAUCAACUAACGAAUUCUUCAUCUUCUCGUCAUUAGCAUUUUUAUAAUCCCUUUCAUCCUAUUAUGAAUUUAUCGGUUAGAUUAAUUGAAUUGUUGAAUAUUUCUUAAAUAUCAAUCGCGCGAUAUAAAACGACAAAAGAUCUAUCUGAAAAGUAAAUCGUUGACGUUGUUGUCGACAAUGGAGGACAGUUACACGGUUCAUCGUCGUCGCAAAGCUGCAGCUAAAAGACGUGAAAAAACACCAGAACCAUCGACGAGAAUUCAACGAAUUGAAACAACGUCCGAGGAUGAGGAUGAAAUUAGGAGAGCAAAGAUGGAAAAAAUGGCAGAGGAUACUGAAAGGAUGGAACAACAAUUGGAUAAAGAAAGGAAAGGAAAAUCUGAUGAGGAAGGACGAGGAAAUGAAAUGCAGAUUGAUCAAGAAGACAUUCGAGAAAAGAAUAUCAAUUUAAAUGAUAACAAAAAUAUUCCAAUGGAGGAUACGUCAAAUGUUACGCGUCAAGAAAUACUUUCAACAGCAGCAACAACAACAACAACAACGAUAACAGAAACUAAUCCUAUUGCGAAGCCGCAUGAAAUCGAUAAUGAAAAAAAUGCACAAGGAAAUAUUGAUGACGUUAAAGUAGCGAGUAAAACGGAUAAAGAUCCUGGGAAAAAGGAUAUGAGAAUCAAAGAUGAUGAGAAUGAAUUUGCCGAUAUAAGGAAAGUUGAAAAACGUACGAAAAAGAGAUCGAAGGAUCGUACUAUUGAAAGACAUCAUCGUUCUACGGAUUCCAGUGAAGAAAUAAGUGACGUUAGUCCUGGUAGAGUGAAAAGUUCGGAAAGUAUUAGACCAAGAAUAAAAAAGUCCAGUAGCAGAGCACGAAUGGCUGUUGAUGGUGAAAAAUCUGUUCGUGAAAAGAAUUUGUUGAUUGAUUCGAAAAUUCGAUCUAAAGAUAAGACAGAUAAAAAAUCUGUACAACCCAGUGACCUCCUCAAUGAGGAUGAUGUUCUAGAAAGAGCAUUGAUGAAAAAAAGCGAAAGUUUUCCACCCAGAUCGUUGGAAAGACAACCAGUUGUAAAAAGAUCAGCUACCGAUGUCAAAAAACAAGUGAUACCUUUGAGCAAUGAUAGCCUAAUCGAAGAUUUUGCUAAAGCACAAAGGGAAUAUUUAUUGAGAGAACGUAGUAUAAUGGAUCCUGAUUUACCAGAAGAUUAUCAGGAUGCAAGUGACGUUGUAGGUAUGAGGAAGAGAAAAAUUGGUUUGGUUCAUACCGAAAUUGAACAAAAAGAAAUUCUCAGCUCGGUCGAACAGAAACCGAUAGAAUCGACUAAGAGUUCUUGGUUUCAAUUCUUUUGGAGAAAGACAAAAACAGAUAGCACUGAAGAAGAUAAACUAGUGGAUGCCGUACCAACGCAAGAAGUUGACAAUUCUGAACAAGAAUUAUCUGACAAACCAGAGAAAGUUACUUUCUUAGAUUUUCUUCGUGCACUCAAAGAUAUUGUGUCCGAAUUAAAAGCUUUUAUUGUUCAAAAUCCUGCGGAGAUACAUAUAAUAAAACAAAUGAGAAAUCGUUGUAUGGCACAAUUAAUAUUGAUUAUGAUUUAUUGUGGUCUUGGUGCAUUUGUUUUUCGAUUUACCGAAGGUGCAUUCGAAACAUUUUACAAGUGCGGCGUAAAAAGAGUCAAGAGAGACUUUUUGGAUAGUCUAUGGAAUUAUAGUCACAAUCUCAGAGAGGAUGAUUGGAAGAGUUUAGCUAGAAGAAAGUUAAUGGAAUUUGAGGAACAAUUGCACACCGCUCAUGAAGCUGGUGUACAUACUUACAGUGGACAAAGAAGUUGGACCUUCUUAAAUGCUGUUGUUUAUUGUCUCACUGUGAUCACUACUAUCGGAUAUGGUCAUAUUUCACCCAGCACUACAACAGGAAGAGCAAUUACCAUUGUUUAUGCUAUAUUUGGUAUUCCCAUGUUCCUCAUUUUGUUGGCUGACUUUGGCAAACUAUUCACACGCGGUAUAAAGUUCCUUUGGGCAUUCGUAAGAAGGCUUUAUUAUACUGGAAGUUGUCGAAAAGUUCGUCGGACUGGUCCUGUACAGGAAGUAAUGAAAGGUGUCCAACUGGUGUACGACCUAGCAACGUUUAGAAGACCAUCCCAAAUGAAUCCGGAAGAUAUCGAAGAAAUUCAAAAACAACAAAGUCAACAACAACAGGCUGUUUUAAAUAUAGACGGGAAUGCACCACCAGACACACCGGGUACACCGGCUAUGUCAACGUUUGCUAUUGACGAUGAAUUUAAUCUUCCUAUAUCAGUAGCAAUAUUUAUAUUACUUGGUUACAUCUUCGUUGGUGCUACGCUUUACAAUACCUGGGAGAAAUGGGGCUUCUUCGAGAGCUUCUAUUUUGUUUUUAUUUCAAUGAGCACUAUUGGCUUCGGUGAUUACGUGCCAAAGACGCAUCCCAUGUUUAUGAUGUGUUCGAUAAUAUACCUGGUAUUUGGUCUGGCACUAACUUCGAUGUGUAUCAACGUUGUACAGGUGAUGUUGUCGGAUUCGUUUAAACAAGCGAGUCAAAAAAUUGGUGCUACAAUCGGUUUUGAAAUUACGGAUGACGAUGGUUCGAUCAAACCUGCACCACCACCACCGGUUGAAGUUGCUGAUAUUCAUACAUCUAUCAAGGAAUCCAUUGAAAAAGGAGAAAUUAUUGAAAAAAUUGCACCUAAAGCCAAACAAGAGGACGUUGAUCUAUAAUACAUUGAAACAAUUUUCUUCUUUUUCUUAUUAUAAUAAUAAUUAUUAUUAUUAUUAAGGGAUACAUUUAAUUGAUUUUUAAGUUCUUCCUCGAAAAGGGCUUUAAAAGUGUGUAUCUCAAUUUUGAACAAUUCUAAUCGUCCGCUUGCUUGAUCAGAUGGACUUUCGCUUCUAUUAUCACAAAAUUAUACCGAGUGUAUUAAUUAUCUUUAGUCAAUUGAAAUAUUAAUUUUAAUUUUAUUAUUAAAAUUAAAUUAAUU
This is a messenger RNA of Polistes dominula (European paper wasp), 3568 nucleotides long. RefSeq lists its product as uncharacterized. The record is from RefSeq and is a predicted model, not a curated record. NCBI's taxonomy places the organism in Eukaryota, Metazoa, Arthropoda, Insecta, Hymenoptera, Vespidae. Gene Ontology annotation, molecular function: potassium ion leak channel activity; outward rectifier potassium channel activity. Gene Ontology annotation, cellular component: plasma membrane. Gene Ontology annotation, biological process: stabilization of membrane potential; potassium ion transmembrane transport.